AUGGAUGGCACGCAGCCAGGCAGAGGCAGCAGCAGUGACGGUGCGGACGCGGGGGAUGAGGGCGAGGAGAGCGAUACAGGCUUUCGGUGCCGUGCCGUGGCCUCGGACGUGCCCGCGCUCUUGCGGAACCUCUACGAGCAGCGUGACGCCGGGGAGGUUUGCUUCGUGCGCGGCGCCAAGGAUCUCGAGAUGACAGCCCAGCUUCUUGAAAGCUACAUGACCCAUGUGUUGCUCAUGCUUCCUGAAAGGUGA
Messenger RNA from Effrenium voratum, 252 nucleotides. The record is from the annotation of a GenBank genome assembly. Lineage: Eukaryota; Dinophyceae; Suessiales; Symbiodiniaceae.